AUGUCUGAAGAAGUAUUCAGUUUCAAUGCCGAUUUGCAGCAGUUGAUGAGUCUGAUCAUUAACACCUUCUACUCCAACAAAGAGAUCUUCUUGAGAGAGCUCCUUUCUAAUGCCUCAGAUGCUUUAGAUAAGAUGAGAUACAAGGGAAUCACUGAGCCAGAAACUUUGGAGUCAAAUCCAGACUUGAAGAUCCAGCUUAUCCCAGACAAAAGCAACAAUACCCUCACUAUCUAUGACAGUGGUAUUGCCAUGACUAAGUCUGAGUUGAUCAACAACCUCGGAACCAUUGCUAAAUCCGGAACCAAGGCUUUCAUGGAAGCAGUAUCCCAAGGAGCUGAUCUCUCAAUGAUUGGCCAAUUCGGUGUAGGAUUCUACUCUACCUACCUUGUUGCCGAAAGAGUGACUGUUAUCUCUAAAUCCAACGAUGACGACCAAUACAGAUGGGAGUCUAAUGCUGGAGGUACCUUCACCAUCAACAAGGAUGACAGCGAGGACCUCAAGAGAGGAACCAAGAUCAUCCUCCACCUCAAAGAAGACCAGCUUGAGUUCUUAGAAGAGAAGAGAGUGAAGGAUCUUGUAAAAAAGCACUCUGAAUUCAUUGGAUUCCCAAUUGAGCUCUUGUGCGAGAAGACCACUGAGAAAGAAAUCACUGAGUCUGAUGAUGACGAUGAUGACGAGAAGAAGGACGAAGACAAGAAAGACGAGAAGGACGAGAAGAAGGAAGAGGAAGAGAAGAAAGAGAAGGAAAAGAAGAAAAAGAAGAUCAAGGAAGUUUCUCAUGAAUACGAGCAGUUGAACAAGACCAAGCCAUUGUGGAUGAAGAAGCCAGAAGAAGUUACUAAGGAAGAAUACGCUUCUUUCUAUAAGUCUAUCUCCAAUGACUGGGAAGAGCAUCUUGGUGUCAAGCACUUUUCAGUUGAGGGACAACUUGAGUUCAAGGCUCUCCUCUUCGUUCCAAAGAGAGCUCCAUUCGAUCUCUUCGAGUCCAAGAAGAAGAAGAACAACAUCAAAUUGUACGUCAGAAGAGUCUUCAUCAUGGAUGACUGUGAUGAACUCAUCCCAGAAUGGCUUGGAUUCAUCAAGGGAGUUGUUGAUAGUGAUGAUCUCCCAUUGAACAUCUCAAGAGAGACUCUCCAGCAAAACAAGGUCUUGAAAGUAAUCAGAAGAUCUAUCAUCAAGAAGUGCCUCGAAAUGUUCGCUGAGCUCUCCGAGAACCAAGAAGACUACAAGAAGUUUUAUGAGCAAUUCUCCAAGAACAUCAAGUUGGGUGUCCACGAAGACUCAAACAACAGGACUAAGUUGGCUGAACUCUUGAGAUAUCACUCUACUAAGAGCGGAGAUGAUCUCGUAUCAUUCAAGGAGUAUGUGUCAAGAAUGAAGGAAGGACAGAAAUCUAUCUACUACAUCACUGGAGAAUCUAUUGCUGCAGUCUCUAAGUCUCCAUUCAUUGAAGGACUUAAGAAGAGAGGACUCGAAGUACUCUUCCUCGUAGACCCAAUCGAUGAGUACGCUGUCCAGCAACUCAAGGAAUAUGACGGAAAGAAGCUCGUCUCAGUCACUAAGGAAGGACUCGACCUCGAAGAGACUGAAGAGGAAAAGAAGAAGAAAGAAGAAGAAAAAGCUAAAUUUGAAGCUCUCUGUAAGCUUAUGAAGGAUGUCCUCGGCGAUAAGGUUGAAAAGGUCCAACUCGGAUCCAGAAUUGAAGACUCCCCAUGUGUGCUCGUCACCAGUGAGAACGGAUGGAGUGCUAACAUGGAAAGAAUCAUGAAAGCUCAGGCUUUAAGAGAUAACUCCAUGACCUCUUACAUGAUUUCCAAGAAGACAAUGGAAGUCAACUCCAAGCAUCCAAUCAUUGAUGAGCUCAGAAAGAAGGCUGAACAAGACCAAGGAGAUAAGACCGUCAAGGACUUGAUCUGGCUAUUGUAUGAAACCUCCCUCUUGACCUCUGGAUUCUCUCUUGAAGAGUCAACCACCUUUGCCGGAAGAAUCCACAGAAUGAUCAAAUUGGGUCUUUCCAUCUAUGACGAUGAUAAGGAAGAUGAAGAUGAUGACCUCCCAGAUCUAGUCGACGACGGAGAUGCUGAUGGUGAUGACGAAGCCACCAAAAUGGAAGAAGUUGAUUAAUCUACUUAAUCUUAUCUAAAUUUGAG
This is a messenger RNA of Moneuplotes crassus, 2150 nucleotides long. The record is from the annotation of a GenBank genome assembly. NCBI's taxonomy places the organism in Eukaryota, Ciliophora, Spirotrichea, Euplotida, Euplotidae.